AGUUUGGUAAAAAUUCUCAUACAAGGAAGACAUAUACAUAGAUGAAAUUUUGCAGUUUGUUCCAAAGUGAAACUUAGUAGAAGGAAAAUAAGGAUAAGUUUAUGUUCGAGUUGCAAUGAAAGCAUUCUAUAGAAAUUUAAGUGUUAAUAUUUCUGCUGGAGCUUAAAUAAAACUUUAUUAUUAAACUUUCACUCACAACUUUUUAUUGCUUCACAGCAUUUAAUUGUUGGAAAAGAGAAUUUCCAAUUAAUAAAGUGCGCACGCGUAUGUUAUAUAACAGGCUCAUAAAAGGAAAAAUGUAUAAUUUUAUAAAGUGCUAGAAAAAAAAUUCAGUAAAAAUCGUGUGAUUAACUCAUGUGAUUAAUUGUUUGGCUUCAUUAAAUAAAAAAAAGACAACAACACACCACAUCGAGAAUUUGAUAAGCAAUAUCAAGUCUAAGAACAUUUAGGUAUUUGUAUCUGAUUCUAAUAUCAGCUAAAUCAGAAAGUUCAGACUAAAAAUAUAUUUAUCUGUUUUACUGAUACCAGAGUUCAAAGUAAAAAAAAAAUAAAGGAUGGCAGCGUUUGUAGCAAAACAAAUGGUCGGAAACAAGCUUAGCGCUGUGAAGGGAGCUGUUGGUGGUGAUGAGACGACAGAUGAAGACAAGGAGAAGGCAGAAGAAGAAGAACGAGAAAGACAAGAGGCCAUCCGCGAAGCAGAAGAACGUCGUAAAGAAAAACACCGCAAGAUGGAAGAGGAACGUGAAAAAAUGCGACAGGAAAUAAGAGAUAAAUAUAACAUAAAGAAGAAAGAAGAGGUCGUUGAACAACCACCGCAGGAAGAGCCCAACCCAUUAAUGAGAAAGAAAAAAACUCCUGAAGAACUGGCAGCCGAAGCAGAGCAAGAGGAUCUGGAUGACUUUACAAAAUUGAAAAAUUCAAUAGAAACACAAGUGAACGAAUUGAAAACACAAAUCGAAAGCAAAUGUGUUAUGCAGUGAUAUGUUAUAUAUUGUUAUUUCAUACUAAAAUGGUUUUAAAAAGGAGGAGGUAAAACAUGUUUAUGAUUUAUUGAAGAAAAAAAAAAUUAAAACGAAAAAAAAAAGAAGAGAAAUCACAAACAUAAUAUUGCAUUAAUGAAGUUAAUGAAUUACAUUUAUUAGAAAAUAAAAGUUGUGUAGGUUUAUAUAUAUCUAAAAUAAAUAUAAAUCUUAAAUUUUAAGAUUUCCUAAGCCAGUUGUCAAAAAAAAAGUUUUUAUUUUGUUUAAUACAUCUAAGGUUGGAAAAUCAUUGUACCAAACUUAAGUGACUUUGCGCAAUCCGAAGAACCGUAAUUAUAUGAAUGUACUUGAAUAUCAAGUAACUUACAAAUAUAGUAUAAACAUUCUUCAUAUAAUUGUUUGCGCCUAGUUUUUAAGCAGGUAUGAGAUAAUGAAGAAUUAUCUUUGCAAAACCUAAAAGAUAAUUCAUUACUUUAUAUUAAAAAGUCGUUUGCGUUAAAAGAGAUAACCAAGGAAAGUAAUUUUAGGAAAAUGGCUCUUGAGUAAUUUCAUAUUUUAAAAUAUGUUUGCGGAUAAUUUACCCUGAUGGAUUUUUCAUUGUACUCCAAAAGUUAUUGAAAUAGUAACAAAAGUUUGAUUUGAAUUUAUUCGUUUGGUACAAAAUGAUCUGGCAUCUUCUCUAGAAAUGCAUGGGCCUGCAUUCCAGCCUUCAAAUAAAAGAUACCUUAAUAAAUCGUUGAGACAUUCUUAGAAAAAAAACUUGUUGAUUAAUCAAUGAUUAUUGGAAAAUUUUACUAAAUUAUUGAUGAAGAAUUGAUCCAACUGCAAAGCAGACAUUUAAAAGAAAAAUCUAGCGAAAUUGACAGCUUAUAGCUGAAACAAGUUUUAUGAUGUACAACUUUAAAUUGAUAAAGUUUCUUUAAAACCAUUGGCGAAUUACAAAAAAAAAAAAUCAAGGACGUUAACUUAAAAGUUGAAAACAAAUUUGUCAACAGUAAAAAAUUGUUUCAGUAUAAUUCUGAUAGUAUAUGAGCUAUAAAAAGGUACACAAAAGUGCACUUUUGAAGCGAGAAGAGUUUCUGAUGCUGCACUUUCAUAAUAAAUUGUGAUAAAUUUUCAAGUUUUUAAAUGGUAUUUUUGUUACCAGAAAAGGAUUACUCCCGAAGCUCUAUAUAUCUAAAAGAAGAAAAAAGAAAGUAAAGGAAGAAAAAAGGUAUUCCUGAUCAUAAUUUCAGCCAACGACUCUUAACAUGCCAAUGCAAUAUUUUUAAGAAAAACGUUGUUUUUUCAACCCUUGUUAAUAUACACACGACUAUUAAAUUAUCCACUGUUCAGAAGAUUUAGUUAUUUACUAAAGACAUGAUCUAUGUCUAAGACAUGAGUAAAUGUGCCCAUAAAUUACCGAUCUAAAAUUUUUAUUUCAAAAGUUGACUCUUUAAAAAUUAUCUUUUUAAUUUUUUGGGCCCAAAUAAAAUUUUCUUCAAUAUUUACACCUUGGGCUUUUUCAUCCUUCGUUACUUUUCUCUUGCUGUUGUCAGUUACAUCAACGAAUUCUUACAAUAAGCAUACAGAAAAAUUAACAACUAAGAUUUCUAUAUUCUAAUAUGAAUAAAACUUUUCUCUAAUUUUCAUUCAUAACUCAAACUCAAUAUACAAUGCUUAUCGGUUUUACACGUAAAUCAGAAAUUCUGAAUUUGUGGCUUCUGUUUCGUAUAAUUUAGACGACAAUGAAAUCUCUUCCUAGCCGUCAUUUCUUUUUUUUUCUGUUCCAAAUAUUUUCGACUGUUAUAGCCUUAAUGCUUGAGCGAAAAAAGUAAACUUGAAAAAUCUUUAUGUAGAUCAGACUAUUAAUAUCACAUGAAUAUGUGAAUAUUUAGAUUUCCCAUUAAACUAAGGUCUGGCUGAACACUCUUACUAAUCAUAGGUAUGAAGAUCAUAUGGAAAAUGGAUAUAAUUCAUGUACAUAUUUCAACAACAGGAAUUUGCUCAAAAAUAUGCAUAAAUCUUUUUGUAUUACGUAUUUGCCUUUGAAUAUUUUUGAUUUUACAAGAUUUAGUUCAUGGAUUAAGGUUGUUCUUUAAAGUAUAAUACCAACACACACACUAAGCUUUUUCUAUGAUUCUGUAAUUUGAAUAGCCAUAAUUCAAAUAUUUAAUCUUUAAUCUCAACUUUAAUAGUUGGGAUUAGAUAAAAUUAUGUUGGAAUUCAUAAACGAUUAAAAAAUGAAGAUGUCUAAUAUUUUGGGAACUAGCAAGUUCCUACUGCAAGUAAAAUGAAAAUUUUCAAGCAAAUAUCUAUUUAAAAUUGUUUUCUCCUUGAUAAAGUAUGUAUAAGCCAUAGAAGCAAAAAAAAUAUGAGCAAUAUUAAUUCCUAUGGGUUGAUGUUUAUUAUUUUUCUUAUUGUUCGAUAUGUUAAAUAACUUUUUCUUACGAAAAAGAAAAAAAAUUAAACAGAACAGCUAUACCUCACAAAAUUCCCAGUUUUACAGCUGCUUUGUGUACGUUUUUCUUUUUUUCAUAAUGAAUGGGAAAAAACUUCCAUUUUUGCCCUGUUUCGUAAUAUUUGAAAAUAUUUAAUUAUUCAACAUUAUUUGCAAAAUGAGAGUAUUAUUAAAUGGUAUAGUAAAAAGUUAUUUUGGGAUGCAUCAACUUUCAGUGGCAAAAUCAGUAGCGUUUGUUGAAUUUAAAGUUUUACAAAAAUUUUCAUUAGUCAUUCCAAACAUUAAGGCCUUGAAUGAAUUCAUUCAAAAAAUCAUUUUCAAAAGAUCAAAUAUUUUGCUAGGUAGAGAUGAAGCAACAUACAAAUAUAAAGUUUAAAAAUCCCUUAACAUCUCCUUUCAAUAAACUUUUGAAAAUUGAUCUUUCAGCCUUGUUGAAGAAUUCCUUAGGAAGAAGAAUUUUGAGAGACUCCGAUAAAUAUUUUCAAACUCAAUUGACGUCAGUAGUAGUUUUGCUUUAUUUUCAGACUAAAAAAUUAGAUCAUAACAAGAAUCAAAAUCUGGCAAUAGCAAUAGAACAGAUUGUUUGCUCUAUGUUCACUUAUAUUUUUUUCUGGUUAUAAGCUUUCAAACAACUUACAUAUUUAGCUUAUUUGAAGUAACUACCUAGUAUUUAAGAGAUUUUGAAAAAAUUAAAGAAAAAUCAAUGGGCUAAUGUUUGGUUUGAGGUUAUUUUUAAGCUAUUAAACAUGUAGUCUAAUCUUAAGAUAACAAGCCCCUUUAGAAUCUUUAGGUGAUGCUGAAUUAGGUAAAAAAUCCAUAAAAUUUGACAAAAAAAAACAUUAUGUUGAAGAUUUAUUGACGCUGAAGAAAUUGAAAUUUAUUGAUGAAAAUGUUGUUGAAUUUCUAAAGUAAAAAAAAAAUAUAAGACGAAAAAAAGGCAAAAAAAUAUAAUGUUGUUAAUAAUCGUUAUUCAACCGAAUUGAAAUAAACUUAAAAAAAUUACUGUCAUUAUUGAUUGGAAAGUAAUAAAAAAGCAUUAUUAUAACUCUUGACUUGCAUAAGUAUUUAACUAUUGUGGUUGAAUUAAAUCAACAGGAUGUGGGUAAAAUGUAGUUAUUUAUGCCUAGUUUUCAUAUAGCUUCAACAUCUAAAUUCUAAGCGACCUUUUUCUCAACAUUUCAAUGUUCAUCAAUAUGAAGGUUUGCUGAUUUUUCUCUCAAAGAACGACAAAAAAACAAUACAAAAAAAAAUAUAAUUAUCUCGAACAGCAUAAAACAUGAUUGCUACUUAAUGUAACUGGCUAUUUUCUCCUCUGUAACACACAAAACUUUAUUAUUCUCUCAAUCUCUUUAUUAAAAAAAUACACAUUUGCUAUAACAAAGAGAUAUAAAUGAAAGAAGAAAAAUACAAAAGGAAAUAGAAAAAGUACUUAAAACUUUAUCUAAGUAACAAUAUUUUAAUCAGUGAUUGACACAUAAAUGUUCUUAGUGCAGUAGUUUAUUUAGAACUUUCCCUUUCCAUCUAUGCCUUUUUGGGUUACAAUCAAUCUUUCUUAUUCGGAAAUUAAAGUUUUUAUUAAAUUUGAUUUUUACUUGAUGCACUAAGGACAUGUUUUGAGCUUUUCAUUGUCUCUUCUUUAAUCUCUGUAUUUUUUCUCUAUCUCUUUCUCUUUAAAUCUGUGUUUAUUUGUUUACUUGUGACUUUUAUUAAUUUCUUCAAAUUGCUUUAGGAAACUUCAAAAAGCUAAUUACACAAGGAACUCAAUUUCUGAUAUCACUUGAUUUUGUUGUCUUAUUAUCUAAAAUUUAAAAGUUUUAAUGAUCACUUCUGGCUUUGAAUCUCAAAAUGUACGGAAUGCUAUAUAUAUAAUCAUAAUAUCUCAUUAUAUCUUCAAAUUAAUAUCUAAUACUCUAUUUAACACACAUAACUUUUAUCUUAACAUCAGUUAAUGAAUUAGAGCUACUAAAAAUAAAGUUAUAUAAUUUACAUAAAAUUUUCAUUGAAGCAUCUAAUCAUAAUACUUCAAAUAUCAAAACUGUAAAACACCACAAUUGAUCGUUUUCAUUUUUCAAAACAAUUUGGCAUAAAACGUAAUACACAUCUAUUCAAUUAACAUAUCGACAUGAAAGGAAUUUUUUUAAUUCAUUAAUUAGACAUAUUUAACUAGACUACAAGAAUAAUCUUUUCAACAUUAUCAAUUCAAAUACUUUUUUAUAACUGUCCAUUCAAACUUAAGUGGAUAAAUUUCCGGAGUAUUCCAUGUCAAACUCUAUGAAAAAAGCGAUCCGUUUUGGUUUUAUAAGUUUUGAUUUGUGAAACAUAUAUUUCCAUAUAAUCAUUAAUACUGUUUAAUAUUUUAUUUUAUAUUUCUAUUGUCAGUAUAGCAUAGUUUCAUUAACUCGUAAUAACUGCAUCUGACUUUUAUCAUUUCUAUUUAACCCUGUUAUUGCAAUAACACAAACUUUUUGAUUUACUCAACAAAGUAUCAUUUCCAAAUGCUUUGUGAACAUUCUAUUGAUUUUCUCAUUAAACAUUAUGUCCCUUAUUUUCAAGUGAAAUUUUAACGAUAAGCAGUAGCUUACUAAAGAAGUUUCAUAACUAUCGAAAACUCUUAGUGAUCAAAUAAAGAUAUACAUAUUGAUCCAUGAUCCACUUGCCGAAAAAGAUUAAAUGAAUCAAAACAGUAUUACAGUUUAAAUUUCUUUUUCAUUUAUUUUACUCUUCUUACAUAAAUUAUAGCAUCAUUGAAUAUAACUAAUACUUUUUUUUGUUAAACAUAUUUACAUGCUCUAAACUCUAUGACUUUGCAUUGAUGUUUAUAUUUUUGUUAAAUUGCACUACAUGAAAUGUAUGUCUCUAGCAUAAAUUUAUGGUAUUUAUCAAUGUUGUAUCUCUAUAUUCAAUCUAUGAAAAACAUCAGUGUAUUUAAAAGAAAAUGAAACAUAACAUGUUAAUGAGAUCUAGAAACAAUAAACAAUAAUUGUAAAACAUCUAAUUUGUGAACAAACAAAAACAUAAUAAAGAUAAUGGUAAGAAAUGUUGAAA
Messenger RNA from Clunio marinus, 6465 nucleotides. The record is from the annotation of a GenBank genome assembly. Lineage: Eukaryota; Metazoa; Arthropoda; Insecta; Diptera; Chironomidae.